Molecule: messenger RNA, 1198 nt
Organism: Xyrauchen texanus (razorback sucker)
Lineage: Eukaryota; Metazoa; Chordata; Actinopteri; Cypriniformes; Catostomidae
Product: ras-related protein Rab-3C-like
Exons: 5
Coding region: 118-792 (224 amino acids)
Biological process (GO): protein localization to plasma membrane; regulation of exocytosis; protein secretion
Cellular component (GO): plasma membrane; synaptic vesicle; endosome
Molecular function (GO): GTPase activity; GTP binding
Source: RefSeq, a predicted model, not a curated record
CUGCAUUUAUCCCAACACCCGACUCCACCUCUCCGAAACGGGACAAAUAUAAUUUAUUAGGACUUAAUCAGAAACAGGCUCCAUUAAUCGCAUUGGUUUCAUUGGUGUUCUGAAACAAUGGAGUUAUACGGGAAGAUGGCUGCUACACAAGACAACAAACAGAAGGAGAACUCUGAGCAGAACUUUGAUUACAUGUUCAAGCUGUUGAUAAUCGGAAACAGCAGCGUUGGAAAAACAUCUUUCCUCUUCCGCUACGCUGAUGAUACCUUUACAUCUGCCUUUGUCAGUACGGUGGGCAUCGACUUCAAGGUCAAAACUGUCUAUAAGGAUGACAAAAGGAUAAAGCUUCAGAUCUGGGACACAGCAGGGCAGGAGAGGUACAGGACUAUCACCACAGCUUACUACAGAGGGGCCAUGGGCUUCAUCUUAAUGUAUGACAUCACUAACGAGGAGUCUUUUGCUGCUGUGCAGGACUGGUCGACCCAGAUUAAGACAUACUCUUGGGACAAUGCCCAGGUGAUCCUCGCAGGAAACAAAUGUGACAUGGAGGAGGAGAGGAUAGUGUCUGUGGACAGUGGAAGACUAUUAGCAGAACAAGUGGGUUUUGAAUUUUUUGAGACAAGCGCAAAGGACAACAUCAACGUCAAGCAGACAUUUGAACGCUUGGUGGACAUAAUUUGUGACAAGAUGUCCGACACUCUUGAGGCUGACCCUGCUGUUUCCACAGGAACGCCCACUACCAGACUGACAGACAACCCAACGCCUCCUCAACUGUCUGACUGUAGCUGCUAGUGCUUACUGUUCAGGCUGUUCGCUUUAGUGGCUCGAGUGCUGUUGCCAAGCUUCUAUAUACUGAGACAGAUAUAUAGAACACAUGUGUCUGACCUUGUCUGUCCUCUAUGCCAUUAUACCAGUAUACAGGUCUUAUUUCAGGGGUUGUUAGUGUACCUAUAUUCCCUCUUCCUUGUAUUAGUCAUUUUAGUAAAGCAGGAAUUAGUUGAACCUUGCAGGCUUCACAAACAUUCCCAUGUAUCUCAGGGGAAUUAUGAAUAUCUGGAAAUGUAUAAAUUCUACACACUUGUCUAACUUAUGUGUAGUGUACUUAGAGGGUGUUGUACUAUUGCAUUUUGCUGAUGAAUUGGUUGGAUAUAUUUUGUGUGAUUGUGAAAGCUGAAAAGUACAGACACAAUAAAUGUGG